GCCCUCUGAUCCGUAACUGAGUGCGGGACAAAGGCCUCCUGGAGAGCUCACAGCUCCUCAACGCUGAGGCUCCUCUCACUUCCUCACUGCAUGGUCUGAGUGUUUGCUAAGUGCACUGAGCCAUAAACAGGCUUCCCGUCUGGAUCUCUGCCAUCGCUCUCGUCCCUGGAUCCUCAGGCUGAAGAACGCCACCAUCAUCCCCGAUCGGACCUUUGAAACGUGAGGCUUGUGCCCCGUCCAGAAGCGCCAGAGCCCCUCAGGGCCCACGGGCACAGCGGCACUUUAGGACUGUCUGCAAGUCAUGAGUGAAUUUUGGUUGUGCUUCAACUGCUGUAUCGCCGAGCAGCCGCAGCCGAAGAGGCGGAGACGUAUAGAUCGGAGUAUGAUCGGCGAGCCGACUAAUUUUGUCCACACGGCCCAUGUAGGCUCUGGAGAUAUCUUCAGUGGCAUGAACUCUGUGAACUCAAUUCAGAACCAAAUGCAGUCUAAAGGAGGCUAUGAAGGAGAGGCCAUGUCUGUUAAUGUACAGAUGCAGCUGGUGGAUACAAAAGCAGGAUAAUUCGUGUUGUUGG
Molecule: messenger RNA, 572 nt
Organism: Sinocyclocheilus grahami
Lineage: Eukaryota; Metazoa; Chordata; Actinopteri; Cypriniformes; Cyprinidae
Gene: cdc42se2
Product: CDC42 small effector 2
Exons: 4
Coding region: 302-559 (85 amino acids)
Biological process (GO): regulation of Rho protein signal transduction
Cellular component (GO): plasma membrane
Molecular function (GO): small GTPase binding
Source: RefSeq, a predicted model, not a curated record